CCGUUCAGUGUUCGGUAUGAGCGCGAAUCGAGCGCGAGUUCUGAUCAUUCCCGAAUGCGAAAGAGGUUGAUCCUCGAGGAAUAGCGACAUGCCGGGCAAGCGGAUCAAACAUGCCGUCUCCAUGAAGCAGUUGGUGGACGUUUUCAAGAUCUGCGAUCCCAAGGGUACAGGAAAAGUGCGAAUCGAGUAUUUACUGGAAUUGGCCACUCUUUAUGACAAUGAUGGUUCUAAGGAUUUGGCUUCAAUUCUUCUGCAGCUGGAUGCUAGAGGAAGCGGAACAUUGACGUUCCGAGAGUUUUCCUACGGGAUCAGAGCCAUCUUGAGGCAAAGAUAUUUCCAGGAGAGAAUAUGCGCAUUGAAAGAUAGCAUGAUGUCGCCCAUAACGGCAGCCCCUGCGGAAUCGCAUUUGGAAAACGGGGGCGGUGGAGGCGUAGUCAGCGCAGGAUCUGAGGAUCCUCGCUUCAUCCUGAGCCCUCCGGACAGUCCUCGAGCCACAGGACAGACUAAGAGUCAAUGCUCGUCGCUUUCAGAUGGUGAAAAUUACGAGAGCUACGGCGAAGGGCCCGACAUCGAUGCAGAUUCCGGGAUUGCAAACGAAAGACACCACGGGGAUAGAAUCAGAAGUCCAUUAAAUAAUCCGGCAAUCAGCAGACACUCAUGGUUGAGGACAAGCCUCAGGAGAUCACCAACAAGCCACGCCGAGAGUUUACCAAACAGAAGAUGGGGAUCAUUCAGACACGCCGGAAAGAGGCAGCAGCUCGGCUCCAAUGCUUUAGCGAGUCAACUUUAUCGAAGCUCCAGUUUCAAUUCGUCUGGAAGGAGCAGCACUUGCGACACCGCUGAUGACAUGUACUCAGAUGCGUCCCUCGAGGAAGACGUGCUGGACCUGAACCACAAGGUUCAAGUCCUUCAGCAGCAGAUGGGCGUUCUCCAAGAUUCAGCCACCCACAACGAUGAACGUUACACGAGGGCCAAAGCGGACAAUGCGGCCCUUCAAGCGAGAGUCAUCAUGCUGGAGGAGCAAUUAAGGGAUUCCGAGAUGCGGGCCGAUGAAAGGAUACACGAGGAGCAGAGAAGGUCGAAGGAGCUUAUGGCUAGGAUCGAACGUGAGAAACUCCUGCAACUCGAGAACUCCAGUAUCAGAUUGCACGCUGCCGAAGGCGAGUCCAGCAACUUUAAAGAGGAAGCUGCGAGGCAGAGGAUCAGGAUCGAAAAGUUGGAAACAGAGAGGACUGAAUUACACGAUCAACUGCAGGAUUUGCGGUACGAUAUUUCCGAAGCCAAGGAACAGGAACAUAGACUUAAAGAACAGGAGAGAAGACUGAAUAAAGAACAUGAAGCCCACAAUCAGCUGAUAGAAGAGCUAUCGAAGGAAGUAGAAAGGCUGCGAUCGGAGGCAAGGACUCCGGCACUUCCUACCACAUCACCGGAAGCCCUGAGAUUGGACGAGCUGCACGAAGAAAUGGCAUCACUCAGAGAAAUCAAUAGCCAACUGCAAGAAGCCAACGAAGAACUUCAGGCGAAUCUUUUGCACGCAGGAGUCGAGCAGGGCAGGAAACUCACCGCCGGAGAAUUCAGUUUGGCCUCAGAGCUGGAGGAAAUGACUCAAGACGAGAACAAUUUCCAGAGGGACCCAGAUGCUAUAGCUAAGAUCCAACAAGCUCUGAAGGAACAGCAAGAAGUUAACGCUCAACUACGCUCCUACAUCGACGGAAUACUGCUGAACAUCGUCGAGAAAUGUCCGCAACUGCUAGAACGAUCUUCUUAAGCAGCAGAAGAAGGCAUUGCCUUACUUUGGUUUCUCUUUUAAUCGAUGAACUCAUAAUAUUAAUAUAUUUUUGUAUUUUUAUCUGCAAGAUUUUUAGGGAUCAUUAACUUUUUAUACGUCAAACCACGUCGAACAUGCAAUUAGUUUCUUUGUAAAAAAAAAAUACAUAUAUAUUUAAUAAUUGGAUGAAAAUUAAGGAAAACAUAUUAUAUAUUUUGUAGGCUCAAAUGGUCCGUCCAUUUUGUGAUUAGGUGCUGUGAUCACUAAAUUUUUUUAUUAUUGCGGUUUUUCAACGUUACUGCAUAACGAUUUAUUUAUCCCUUGGGCCACAAGCGGAUCAAUAAAUGUUUAUGCAAUUAAAUUUAAGUGCCUUUCAUAUGAUUUUGUGUUUCCCGUCUUGUGUAUUACCGUGUACUAAACGAGAGGAUUUUGUGAAAUGCGAGGAAAUUAAAAAUUUUAUUCAAAGAUA
Messenger RNA from Nicrophorus vespilloides, 2237 nucleotides. It is a transcript of the gene nuf, whose product is annotated as rab11 family-interacting protein 4. The transcript has 12 exons. The record is from RefSeq and is a predicted model, not a curated record. Lineage: Eukaryota; Metazoa; Arthropoda; Insecta; Coleoptera; Silphidae. Gene Ontology annotation, biological process: endocytic recycling; regulation of cytokinesis. Gene Ontology annotation, molecular function: calcium ion binding. Bases 89 to 1768 code for a protein of 559 amino acids. Gene Ontology annotation, cellular component: cleavage furrow; midbody; endocytic vesicle.